Molecule: messenger RNA, 1524 nt
Organism: Eimeria mitis
Lineage: Eukaryota; Apicomplexa; Conoidasida; Eucoccidiorida; Eimeriidae
Exons: 10
Coding region: 1-1524 (507 amino acids)
Cellular component (GO): membrane
Molecular function (GO): palmitoyl-(protein) hydrolase activity
Source: RefSeq, a predicted model, not a curated record
AUGCCGCUAAACCAUGGGCCGAGUAACGCUGUCCUUCAGGUUGUUUUGGUGGUUUUCGUUCUUCUUGUGUUUACUGCAGGUAUAGUCUGGCUGCUUCAGGAGAAACUCCUUUUCUUCAAUGCAUUUCCAUUGGGGCACAAGACCCCGAGCUUGAAUCCUCGCGGUAUUCGUAAUCCAGGAGAAAGAGGCACCCCCUACAGAGAUGUAUCCAUCACAACUCGUGAUGGCUAUAGAUUGAACGCAUGGCUGCUGCUACAGGACGACCCAUUGGCGGUUCCGACUUUUAUAUUUUUUCAUGGAAAUGCUGGAAAUAUGGGGUUUCAUCUGAACCAUGCAGACCACAUUCGCAGAGCCGCUGGCGUGAAUGUUCUGCUGCUCGAUUACAGAGGUUACGGGAAUAGCGAGGGAACACCCACAGAGAAAGGGGUUUACGCAGACGCGGAUGCUGCCCUGGAUUUCCUUUUGAACAGUUCACUGGUGGACAGCGAAAAUAUAUUUGCAUUUGGUCAUAGCUUGGGUGGCGCCGUUGCCAUUGAUCUCGCAAGCCGCAGAGGAAACGAACUCAAAGGAGUAGUUGUGGAGAACACAUUUACCUCGUUGCGUGAUAUGGUUCAUACUGUGUGCGGCUUUACGCGCCAACUGAAUUGGCUGCUGAAUAUCAUUCAGCGGAUGAAACUGGAGAGUGAAGAGAAAGUUCGCAGGUUGAACAUACCGGUGCUUUUUAUUUCGGGUGGCAAGGACUCGCUCGUACCUCCUUCCCAGAUGGAUAAGCUCUACCAUGCCUGUACUUCGAAUUUUAAAUGGAGAUUGGAUGUUCCCAACGGAGAGCACAAUGACACGUGGUUAGCGGCGGGACCCGUCUAUGGUGAGAGUAUCGAAGAGUUCAUCGAAGCAUCGAUUGCUGCGUCAACACAAGCUUGGAAAAAUGAAGCUGCGGCUGGGGCUUCGGCCAGGAGAGAUGACAUUGCUUCAACAGAUGACUCUGCGGGGAGGACAGAAGGAGAAACCCGCGAGAAGAUGGCCUCUAGCAGCUCACUUGAACGACGUCGAUAUGCAUUGCCAGACGCCUUCACUGCGAGCGAGUCCGGGAGGUCAUACAACUCAGCAGACGAAGAAAAUCAGGAAUUAACACCUGAAAACCCCUUGCCUUCAUCGAGAGACGGCGGGACUCAGCGAAUGACACCUGAAGACCCCUCGCCUUCAUCCAGUAUCAAGCUCUCCACAAUGGUGUUUGCUCUAUUGAUUUUAGCGCUGCUGAUGCGUAGAAAGCUCGUCAAGUCAAGAGCGGUAUCGCAACGCACAGAAGGGGAAGAUGUUCAAGAACUUCCUUCUAGUACGGUAGACCUCCCAUACAUGGAUCUGAAGACUACUGACCUCCGCGAAUUGCUGCCUCCGGGGUCCUUUUUCUUUCCCUCUUAUGGGGAGGUCGACACCGCAAGCGAAGCCAGUAACCCUGCCUCCGCACCGGUUGAGCCAGCUGUCGAAGAGCCAGACGUGGAACAUCUCGACGCUUCCACCUCCUAA